UAUUCGCUUGAAGAAUCAGAGCUCGAAAGCGCCGCCGCAACAUUAGCAGAUGCACGAUACAUGGAGCAUUUGGGAAUGGAGCGAUGCGAAGUGCGCGAUUUCAACAGGUAUUCGGCACGAGCUCUUCUGCGACCAGCGCCGUCACAAGAAGCUCCUGAAGACGAUCUCCUUGUUACAACACUAUAGCCUUGACGACCUAAGCAAAUUCGGCAUCAGUCCAUUUGCAAAAAUUCCGCUUCGACUUUUCCUCACUUUCAUCUUCCGCUGA
Gongylonema pulchrum is the source of this 268-nucleotide messenger RNA. NCBI's taxonomy places the organism in Eukaryota, Metazoa, Nematoda, Chromadorea, Rhabditida, Gongylonematidae. The record is from the annotation of a GenBank genome assembly.